AGUAAACGCCAUUUUUGGAUGAUGAUGUGCUAGUCAGCAGAUCCUGGCUGCUGGUUAAAACGCAGUUACGCUUGCUGGUGUGGAAAAUGAGUUUAUAGAAUUCGCUUUAAGAUCAGAUUAAAACAGACAUGGAUCAGUUUAAGAGGACAGGCGUGCUUGCACUUGGAACAUGCUGCCUUGUUGUCGUUUUAUUACUUGUUCGAAUUGACAGCGCCAGUGUUGAAGGAAAGACAGCGGGCGACAGAUCUGUAGGAAACGCAGCAGCACAAAAUGACACACUCACAACAACAGUGGCAACACCUUGCACAAACAGUUCAGGUGAAAAUAACACCUGUAACAGUACGACGACCAAUGACACAGAACAAGUAUCGACGGGGUAUAUUUGGAAAAAAAUAAAUGAAAAUCGAGCCAUGUUGCAGAGGGCCUUUUACGUGCUGCUGGGGGUGACAUUCAUAGUCAUUGUCUAUUUUGGAAUUAAGUAUAUCAGGGUUAGAAAAGCAAAAAAUAAAUCCAGGAAGUACGGUGUUCUGGCGACAUCAGACAACAUGGAAAUGAGGCCUUUGGAACAAAGCGAUGAAGAGGAUGACAACACUUUGUUUGAAAUGCGCAGCAAUAAGAGGUAGACUUGAUGCAGUCAUCAAGGUUGAGGAAGUAUAAGAGAGGGCAGACAGCGCCACCAUUACCACAUACCCACAGAGGUUGGGUGAAGGAUUCUACAGGAGUGCUCACGUUUUGUUAUGUUUCAAGUUGUUAUUGGCGAUAAGCCUCGGUUUCUAUCUUCAUUAAAUCAUUGCCCAUCAUUGCACCUAGUUAGCUGUAGGUAUCUGUUCCUACAGCUAACUUUCCUG
Molecule: messenger RNA, 848 nt
Organism: Lingula anatina
Lineage: Eukaryota; Metazoa; Brachiopoda; Lingulata; Lingulida; Lingulidae
Source: RefSeq, a predicted model, not a curated record